Pseudophryne corroboree (corroboree frog) is the source of this 2191-nucleotide messenger RNA. RefSeq lists its product as uncharacterized. The record is from RefSeq and is a predicted model, not a curated record. The coding region runs from base 1084 to 1881 and encodes 265 amino acids. The transcript has 4 exons. NCBI's taxonomy places the organism in Eukaryota, Metazoa, Chordata, Amphibia, Anura, Myobatrachidae.
GGGAGGUGGGGAAUAAUGGGGAGCAUCUGAAUCACAGAGUGGGGACAAAUAAUGAGGUGCACAUAAAUCACAGAGGGAGACCAAUACUGUAAUGGGAUGUGCAUAAGUCACACUGCAGAAUUGGUUCAGCUCAGCUGCUGGGUGUUGUGGGGCCAUGGACUGGCUUUGAAGGAAGACACUGUGGGAGUCUGCCCUGUGCUACAAUCACCUGCAAGUGGGACUUACAGCAGGGGAAGCUAAGGCCCAACUCAGUCGCACAGCAAUUCCUGCCCUGAACAUCCCCUGGAACACAACACUUUAUCUAUCUGGCGGCUAAGUUUCCUCCCAGAAUGACCCCCACCCCUCCACCGGGACUCACCUAGGAAAUACCACAGCUCUGCUCCCGAUAUUCUGCGCAAGGUCCAUCCUCCUCCACUCAACUGACACUCAUCAAGCUACCAGGGCAACCACUGGGCUGGGAGAGGCAAUGACGAAGCAAACACUAUGUGACAGUCGCCAAGAGGCGAGAAACGCGUCAGCACUUUGGGAUAUUUGUAUAUUUAUACAGACAGCUUUAAUAUCACAGAGCCGUCUAAUUCUGUCCCGUUCUGAGCCGUCGCGGCUACCCAGGACUUUGAUUUCAGCAGACUGAUCCAUUUAAGCCGUUUACAGAACUGGGUGCCGUCCGCCCUGGCUACCUUGCAAGUGGUAAGCCGCGGUCACCCUGGACGCCUUUAAUAAGAAGGCUUUCACACAGUGUACAUUGAGUGGCAGACGGAGCCGCUGUGACUACGCUCCUUGUCAUCACCAAUCACAGCCCUAAAAAGGACCGCACAUCGCGGACGCCCCGGUUACCGGACAGACAUCCCGGCACUUAGCAAAGGUGUAAGCGUUCUGGUCUCACUACUAUUGGAAGGCCAACAGAAGAACUGUUUCUAAAAUGCAGAAGAUGCUUGUUUAUGAAGCUGUCAGUAAGGGAAAAGAAGGACUUUCCAGGCACAAAUCUCCAAAACCUGGGACUGUCCCUGGAAAUCAUGGACAAUUGAAAGGUCUCUUGCUCAGGAGAAAGAGCAUAAGUUUGUGGAAUCGUUUACUGAAAAGUAUAUGGAGAAGGAAUGUCUCUGGCGCACAAAAUCAAAAGAGUAUAUGAAUAAGGUCAAAAGGACCAAAGCGCUUGAACAGUUGGAGGCUUUCAGUAGAUAUCCUGAGGCCACCAGGAAUUGGGCCCGCAGGAAAAUCCAGAACCUACAUACGGUUUUCUUAAAGGAGCACAAGAAAAUGGAUAGCUCCCGGAGAUCUGGUGCUGGAGCCGAACAGGUGUACCAGACCUCCCUCUGGUACUAUGACCUGCUCACCUUUACUCUCAGCCAGAAGAUGCAGAGGUCUGGCGUCGUGGUGAUGGCCGAGAAGGAGGUUGACGAAGUGGCAAAUGUGGAUGAAAGUUCGCAGCCACUUUCAACUCACAGUGCAGGGCCAGAGCAAGAGACACCUGGGACCACAGACAUAUCUUUGAUAGCGGCCACUCCUGGCCAGGAUAAAGUCGACACCUAUCUGGCCGAUGGGCUCCACCAGAUGGAUGCAGAACAACAGCUGGAGUUCGAGCGAAUAGCAAGCAAAUUGUUAUUCCAAGGGCGGAAAGUGCGGCUUACGCCGCACACACAACUAGUGGGCCUUGCGCACACCGAGGCUGUACCUGCGACAACAGCGGAGCCAACUCCACCAUCAUCCUGUCCGAGGACCUCCUCACCCCUCAAUACCCUCCUUACCACCCCAUCCUCAUACCUCGCUCCACCAACCUACUUAACAGUCCCUUCUUCAUAUCUGCCAGUACCCUGUCCAGCAUCCUCCUCGCAACGUGCUUUUCCAGCAUCCUCCUCGGAACCUGCUCCCCCACCCAGCUAGAGGCACCUGUAUACGUCCUUACUGGAGGAUGAUAAGGAGUUCCACAGUUUUAUCAUCUGCGUAGGUAUGAUGGGGUAUGAUAUACGCUGUUUCUGGCGCAGAUAAUCCAAGGCCCAUGCACACGUGCUGCAUUGUGCAGGUCAAUUGGACCGGGCCAUUGCCUUUGCAACACAUGUGCAUGAACCAUUGCAUAUCUGCGCCAGAAACACUGUCUAUCAUACCGGUCCAUACCUAUUGCGAAUGAUAAAACUGGAUGAUACAAAAAUUUUGCUAAGUUUUAUAUAUGUUUGUACAGUUUCUGUCUUUUAUA